AUGCUACUCAAGGGAUAUAUCAAAAGCAUUUACAAUGAGAUCAAAGUGUUGUCGCUUUUAAAUCAAUUGACAGCUUUAUUGAGUCAUUCAUCGGAAGCAAACUUCGUAAAGAAGUACUUCGACAGCAGUCGUGGUAAAGUGGAUGGACACAGAGAUGUUAGACUCAUAAAGUCUUAUAGUGUUUAUCGUAAAGAUCACGAGAAAAGGUUUGUUGAGUGCGGUUAUGAUCGACUCAAUAGACAACUCUUAUGGCACGGAACCAAAUGUGCGAAUUUGGACGGAAUUCUUAGGGAUGGCUUCGUGUUGUCAUUCAAAGACAACUUAUUAUUUGGAAAUGGAGUCUAUUUUUCCGAUAGAGUGACCAAUAGUUGCAAUUAUAGCGACCAAACUAACUAUGGGUUUCUAUUGCUGUGUGAGGUGUCAACGGGGGUCAUAUUUAAGACAGAAUAUCCCAAACAAUACAUGGAGGCACCGGAUCGUUACGAUAGUGUACAGGGAAUCGGCAAAUAUAUACCAGAACCCAAUACUAGUAUACUAUAUGAUGACAUAGAAGUACCCCUCGGAAACACUAUCGUUAAUAAACACAAAAAGACAUCACUUUCUGAAUUAGAUUUCAACGAAUAUGUAGUUUUCAAUCCA
Oppiella nova is the source of this 639-nucleotide messenger RNA. The record is from the annotation of a GenBank genome assembly. Lineage: Eukaryota; Metazoa; Arthropoda; Arachnida; Sarcoptiformes; Oppiidae.